GAGGACAUGAAUACGAUAAAAGGACGGUGAAAAAACCUUCCAUACCGAGAGGCGAACUGAUUACAAAGCUUUUAACAGGCCAUUACGGAUAACGAUACAGUCGUUUGAUCAAGUGAUCAAGUUAUUUACUUGUUGUCAAGAAAAGCUGCAAAUAAUUCAUAAAGCAAACACGAGUUGGCGCUUCAGUGUACCGAGGGAUUCAAAUGUUUGGGCACCCCAGGGUGGCUCUCCCCUAAUGAGGGACCAAAUGGCAGCAUGCAAUGAUGAGCAUGCAGAGGUAUGAUGAAAUCCAUGAACAGAAGCCGACUACAGACACCACCUCGCUAUGGUCAUUCUCCAGCCGAUACGAUGGGAGUACCAUCUGCAGACAAGCAUAACAGGUCAAACAAGACCUCAGACUACUUGUUAACCAAUAUCUUAGAAGAGACCAGCUCUGUAGACGACCUGGGGGAUUUUGAGCAGGAGGAACGCUACCUGAAUGAGUGCCUUAGGGCUGCAAAUGGAAGCACUGAAGAUGUGCAGUACAGCGAAGUAGAGGAGUACGACUUUGAUGACUUCAACUCCAUCGCCAGCACUGCAUCUCUGUUAAACCUCAACCAUCCACCUGAUAACCCUCGCACCAGAGCUUUCCCUCCCAAGCCCUUUGCCGUGAUACCACACCCUAAUGGAACUGUAGUCCACCCCCACCCCCAAGGGGAUCAGUACCUUAAUGGUCAUGUGUCAGCUUACCAAAAGUCCAUCUCUAAAGUCGAGAGCUGGGACCAGCUGGGCUGUAUGGCGAGCCAAGAUGACUGGAGAGAAGUGUUACUUAGAGCGUCUGAGGCAGGGGACCUUAUAACUGUGCAAAACGCCGUGUCCCAUCUUGGCACCAGUAGGGAGUGCCUCGUUCACACGCGUGACGUCACAGGCUGCACCCCGCUACACCGGGCAGCACAUGGCGGGAAGCUGAAGUGUCUGCAGUGGCUGGUGAAGCACGCGCCCGCGCACGCCCUGGCUAUAGAGAACAGCGACGGCAGAACUCCUGCUGCCAUGGCAACACAGUCCGGUCAUCAGGAGUGCUUGUCUUGGCUCCUGGAGUCCACCGAGGCUCGUGCGGAAUUGGAGAAGAAGAACUCUUUCACACUCUUGCACUACGCCGCGCAAGCAGGCCAGCAAGAAUGCCUCAAGUACCUGCUGACCGCGCUACGAGGGGCCAACCGAUCCAUAGCCAUAACCGAUAGUAAUGGAGUGACCCCAGAACACCUUGCGGCCCGAGAGGGACAUCUACUGUGCCUUCAGACGCUUGUCGAUUUCAAUGCUGACGUCACUGUCAAGGACAAAGAUGGUUGGACGGCAGCUGACUACGCGUUCAAAGCCGGUCAUACCGGUUGUGCCAAGUACCUUGCCAUGGUGGAGUCGUGCUUUGUGUUAUCUGAGCGAGUCGGGGUGUUAACGCGGGAACUGAACUCAUGCAGACAGGAGAAUGCAGAACUCAGGCGGAGAUUAGAUGUUCUUGAAGAUCGUUCUCGGAUGAGCAUGCCUUGCAGACCCGAGGCAGUCGGCGGUGACCAGAGCGAUACCAGUAGUACUGCCUCAGCCAGCAGCGCCCACUAUAUUGGUUUUAGUCCUCCCUGUCACCGACAAACACAUGGGGGCGUGGGGCUGAGGACGGAAAGCUCACCCGAUGGAGAAAGCCCAAAGAACACCGAUAUUGACGGGGAGAUGUACGACUUCUCUACCCAUGCACCUUUGCGCGCCAAGCGCAGCACCAGUCUUAGGAGACACUCCAUACCAAACAACUUGCACCAGUCCUCCUCUGCCAAUAGCACGUCUAGUAGGCCUGGGUCUGCGCACGGAGAUGCCAAACAGACAGACGAGUCAAGAAGACAGCGUGCACUUCCUGCCAUGCCGCCACAACGUACAACAUCGGCCAAGAAGUCGCCACCGCUUCCACCUACUCGCUUUAGCUCCAUAUCCAGAGAGAAUACCGUGUCCCGAGAGAAUCCCGCGACCCAUAUGUCACAUCCCUCCGUCCCUUUGGGUCACGAUGUACAUCCGGGAAUACAUCCCAAUGAUAACCUGAAAGAUUCCAGUCGCCGGUCAAGCUCUACCACAGACGAUGACUCCAGGCGGUCCUCUCGUUCCCAGUCUCCACACCGUACCACAGGAAUGCCAGUAGGCACAGACACUUCCGGUCGUCCAUUACCGAACGUUCAAAGAAUCGUUACAAGCGCGGUGUCUUCAUCAAACAAAAUUAGACCAAUGACUGUGUUUAGCUCCGAGAGCCCGUUUAGCUCAGAUAGCGACUUUGAGCACACAUAUGACCGCCAGACACCCUCCAGGUACAAGCAGGCUAGCGCAGACAGACCACAAAGGCGCAGAGAUUCCGACGACAGACAGGCGAGAUACUCGUGGCAUGGAGUGACGUCACCAUCACGUGGUACGUCAAAUCGCGUACCACAGGCACAGCAGGCUCAUAUUGUGAGGAAUGACUCAAUACCGCGUAUUGUAACUGACGUUAAGAGCCUGGGCCCUACAAUUGCGAGAACUAAAUCCCUCUCUUCUACGUCAUCAUUUGCAUCUUUUAAUCACGAAGAUGAAGAAAAACCGUGGUAUGAGGCCGAUGAUGAAGUAUAGGGUUCCUUCUGCCUCUUGUGGAUCAUUUGGUCUUGUAGUAGAUGUUGUAUAAGCAAAAGGCAGGUAAAGACAGGAUAGCGGCGUUUAUUAACCCUUCUAUUCCCAGUCCCACUCUGGGUGAGUCGCGCCAGUACCACUCCAUGGGAGUCAGAGUCGCCCUCGGGUUCCUGUGUAUGGGCCACCGUCGGUAUUCAUUCGUCGCACCAUCGAGUUUUCGGCGGUUGUUCGGCCCACCAUCGUGUUUUCGGCGAUGCGAUAGCCUCUAACAGAUGAUAAAUAUUUAGUAUUUUAAUUGUAUAUAUAUAUAUAUAUUCUAAAUUCUCUUAACCCUAACAACAAGAGAAACGAUGUAUAGUAGAAGGGAAGAUUACUACUUUUAAACACAAACAGAGAAACAACAUAUAAGCGUAGGGAGAUUAAAAGGGUCGAUGACGCGAGAGCACAUGUGUAAACCGAAUGUCUGUAUUGCCCCGGAUUGUACAUAUGAGAAUUAUAAGGUGUCUUGACAGAA
Messenger RNA from Nematostella vectensis (starlet sea anemone), 3127 nucleotides. RefSeq lists its product as uncharacterized. NCBI's taxonomy places the organism in Eukaryota, Metazoa, Cnidaria, Anthozoa, Actiniaria, Edwardsiidae. Gene Ontology annotation, molecular function: ubiquitin protein ligase binding. The transcript has 14 exons. Bases 280 to 2616 code for a protein of 778 amino acids. The record is from RefSeq and is a predicted model, not a curated record.